Molecule: messenger RNA, 2543 nt
Organism: Elaeis guineensis (African oil palm)
Lineage: Eukaryota; Viridiplantae; Streptophyta; Magnoliopsida; Arecales; Arecaceae
Source: RefSeq, a predicted model, not a curated record
GCCGUGCUGCCCUCUCCCGACUGCUAACCAGCGAAGGUCGCGCCGAGGCUGCCGAGCGGAUCCGGAGCUCUUCUUCCCCAAAUAACACCGCCGGCCCCUCACAUCACGUGCCUGGAGAGGAAGGUAAUGGACUUCGUUUUGGUUUCAUCAGUGAUUGCUUCAUGACCACAGUCAUGUCAGAAUCCACCGAGAUGGAGGUACACGGGAAUACGAACGCCGCUGGAUCCCACAAUCCGAGGUCAAGAAAGCUGCGGUCGCUUGUUUGGAAUGAUUUCACCAAGGAGCGGAGGGCCGAUGGGAGUUAUGUCGCCAUCUGCAAUCACUGCAAGAAGCAGUUGACCGCGAGCAGCCGGAGCGGGACCACGCAUUUGAAGAACCAUUUGGGAAUUUGUACUUCUAGCAAGCGGAUGAAGAGAAAGAAGCUGGUCGUGCGGCGUCUGGUCCUCAAGUCGAGCGAUGCGAAGAACGAUGGAGCCCCAGUUCUCGAGCAUCCUCAGUUUGAUCAAGAAUUGAGUCGUCAGGACCUUGCACGAAUGAUCGUUCUGCAUGGCUAUCCUUUCUCCAUUGUGCAUCAUGUCGGGUUUAGAACAUUUGUGAGAAACCUUCAGCCGCAGUUCAAGUUGGCAUCUUAUGACACGGUGAAGGCAGAUUGCAUGAAGAUCUAUGAGAAUGCGAGGCUUCGGCUGCAGGAGGUGCUUGACAAGCUUCUUUGUCGAGUUAGUCUCAUGGUCGAUAUGUGGAGAUCGAGUGAGGGUCUCGAAUAUAUAUGCUUGACCUGCCACUAUGUUGAUGAUGAUUGGAAGCUUAAGAAGAAGAUUCUCAACUUUGUACCUAUUGAAGCUCCAUUGACUGGGGAAGAAAUUAGUGGAACCAUUGUGGGGAAGUUGCAGGAAUGGAAUAUUGAUAAAAAGUUAGCUAGCAUAGUCCUUGAUAAUUGUAGCACCAGCGAUGUGGUGGCAGGAGAGCUGCUCAAAUCUCUCCGGCCAAAAGGUUUCCUUCUUUCGAGUGGUGAUCUAUUUCGUGUGCAUUCCUGCGCACAUAUACUGAAUCUUGUGGUCCAAGAAAGUUUGGAACUGGCAUGUGAGGUCACUAAUAGAGUCCGGAACUGUGUGCAAUAUGUGAAAUCCUCACAAGAAAGAGUUAUAAGAUUUCAGAAGGCAGCAAAGCAAGUGGGAGCCCCUCAGAAGCCAUUAAUUCUGGAUACUCCAACUAGCUGGGUCUCUACUUAUCUAAUGCUUGAAACUGCAUGCCAAUAUCGAGAUGCUUUUUCCCGCUUGGCAGAAUGGGAUACUGAGUUCACAGAGUUUCUGUCCUCCAAGGAGUGGAGUUAUGCUAAAGCUGUUACUGAAUGUUUAGAAGUGCUGUACCAUGUUAUAGAGAAGUUCUCAGCCGCAAGAGUUCCAACUGCCAAUCUUUAUUUUAAUGAUAUUUGUGGUAUUCAUUUGCUCAUGAAAACCUGGUGUACGAGCCCACAUCCUAUUGUUGCAUCAAUGGCUGUGCAAAUGCUUGAAAAAUUUGAACAGUAUUGGGACCUGACUCGAAUAAUUAUGGCGAUUGCUUCUAUUUUAGAUCCUCGAUAUAAGAUGAAGUCUAUUGAGUACUACUUCAAGCUAACUUAUAAUGAUCCAUAUGAAUCCAAGGCAAGGAUUGAUAAUAUUCGUAACAAUUUUAUAAACCUUUACAAUGAAUAUGCAGUUCAAUCAGCUAAUUCUUCAAAAAAUCAAGCGUACCUCUGUUAUUUAGGGAAUACUGGUGGCUGCACUAGUUCUGAGAGUGGAAAUGGGGGAGAAUCUAAAACAUCCUAUCGCAUCACACUAUCUGAUACGCGACGAGGACUUGAUCAGUAUCUUCAAGAGACAUCAUCAAGUCAGCCAUCAAAAUCUGAUAUGGAUAUGUACAUGGAGGAAGCUGUUCAUCCCUCAAAAGAAGGCCUUGAUGACAAUUUUAACAUAUUAGCUUGGUGGAAAUUUAAUGCAGCAAAAUAUCCUGUCCUUUCUAUAAUGGCCCGUGAUAUUUUGGCGAUUCCUUUGUCAAUUGUUCCAUUAGACAGUGAAGCUAGAACACUCAAUCAAUAUCUGAGCUCCAUGGACCCAAUGACUGUACAAGGCAUUAUAUGUGCACAAGAUUGGCUAAAAGAUGAAAUUGAAGUGUCACCAGCAAUUGGGCCAGUGGAUGGCCUUGCACUUGUUUCAACAGCUGCUGGCUUGGAGGGUGAUGAUGAGUGUAUGAUACCAGCCAAUGGGGAUGAAUUUUCUCCACCAUCAAAAUAGGCCGGAGUAUCGGAAGUGUAGUUAAUCAGGUUUCCUAUUUUAAGCAAGAAGUUACUUCCACCAAACUCUUGAACAAGGCUUUGACGAAGUUUUGCAGACUAUUUGCUCAGAAUAUGAUGAUAAUUUUGUCCACAACAGGCUGAUGACGUCUCAUUUUCAGAACAAUAUGUAGUGCCAACUAUCUGGAGUUAUCCUAAUAAAUCAAUUACCAGAUGGUCACAAUACUCUUUUACUUAUUGAGUGUAUCCAAAUUGUUUAUGAAAUUUUAAUGGG